This is a messenger RNA of Wickerhamiella sorbophila, 2019 nucleotides long. RefSeq names its product Peptide transporter PTR2. Lineage: Eukaryota; Fungi; Ascomycota; Dipodascomycetes; Dipodascales; Trichomonascaceae. Gene Ontology annotation, biological process: transmembrane transport; oligopeptide transport. The coding region runs from base 1 to 2019 and encodes 672 amino acids. Gene Ontology annotation, molecular function: tripeptide transmembrane transporter activity; dipeptide transmembrane transporter activity. Gene Ontology annotation, cellular component: plasma membrane; fungal-type vacuole. The record is from RefSeq and is a predicted model, not a curated record. The transcript has a single exon.
AUGAGACUAAACCCCUUCAGCCGGGCUGCGAAGCCUGAGGAUGACCUUGUCAGUGCACCUUCUGAAUCUGCUGCCAGUGCCGAGAAGGAGCACGAAAAAUUUGAAGCCACCUCAGAUGACGGCCUGGUCGCCGAGGAUGGCACCAUCCUGCUGGGACCUGAACCUACCGCAGAGGAGCUGGAAACCCUUCGCAUCGUUUCCGACACUCUGCCUCUUUCUGCAUGGUACGUCGCAAUUGUCGAGCUUGCUGAGCGUUUCACCUACUAUGGGUGCUCUGGUGUGUUCCAAAACUACAUGUCCCUAGACCGUGACGGCCCCGUUCAGCCCGGUGGACUUGGUCUUGGUACUUCUUCGGCCACAGCUCUUUCAUACUUUUUCCAGUUUUGGUGCUACAUCACUCCUAUCCCUGGUGGACUAAUCGCUGAUAUGUGGCUCGGAAAAUACUGGACUAUUUUCUGGUCUGCGUGUAUCUAUAUUAUUGGUAACUUGGUUCUCUUUGUUACAUCGUUGCCUUCUUCCAUUCGCGGCAACCACGCCGAGGGUGGUUACAUCGCCGCUAUUGUUAUCAUCGGUAUUGGUACCGGUGGUAUCAAGGCAAAUGUGUCCACUUUGAUCGCUGACCAGUACACUAAUACCCGUCAGUAUGUCAAGACCCUGAAGAGCGGUGAACGCGUCAUCGUUGAUCCUGCUGUCACAAUGCAGACCAUUUUCCAGAUCUUCUACAUGUGUAUCAACGUUGGUUCUCUUUCUGCCAUUGCCACUACUGAGUUAGAGCAUAAUGUCGACUUCUGGGCUGCGUUUUUGCUUCCUUUUGCCUUCUUCUUCGUCGCUAUUGUCGCCCUGUUCCUCGGACGCGGCAAGUACGUCCAGAAUACUCCCACCGGUUCGCCGGUGCCCCAUACGCUCAAAAUCUGCUGGGAGGGUAUCAAGAAUGGUUUCAAGAGCGAUGGCUACCGUACGCGUAUUUCUGAAAAGCACAAUCGGGGCAAGCUGUUUGAGUUUAUCACUUACCCCCUGCGCCCCGUCAAGCCAUUCUUUGGCCGUUUCAACUUGGAAGUCGCCAAACCUAGCCUCCGUGAGGAACUCAACCUUGCUCCUGUUCCCUGGAGUGAAACUUUUGUUGAGGAGGUCCGCCGUGCUCUCUACGGAUGCAAGGUGUUUGCUUUCUAUCCCAUCUACUGGGUUGUCUACGGUCAGAUGUUGAAUAACUUUGUUUCCCAGGCCGGCACUAUGGAUGUUCAUGCUAUUCCUAAUGAUAUUAUGCAGAACAUCGAUCCUAUUGCUGUUAUUAUUUUCGUUCCUUUGAUCAACAAGUUCUUCCUGCCCUUCCUGCGCAAGCUUGGUUUCCCCAUGCAUCCCGUCACUCGUAUUUUCUGGGGCUUCAUCAGUGUUUCGCUCGCCAUGGCUUAUGCUGCCAUUGUCCAGCAUAUCAUUUACAGCUCGCCUCCUUGCUUCCAGUGGCCUAUGGAGACCGACGAGACCAGUGAGCACUACUGCCCCACGUUUAACAAGGUCCAUGUUGCCGUUCAAACCCCUGCAUAUGUAUUCAUUGCUCUGUCGGAGAUUUUCGCCUCCGUCACUGGCCUCGAGUAUGCCUACACAAAGGCUCCUAUCACUAUGAAGUCAGUUAUCAUGUCUAUUUUCUUGGUCACUAACGCCAUUGGUGCCGCUCUGGGUAUUGCCAUUUCUCCCACUGCUAAGAACCCCAAGUUCAUGUGGAUGUACAUUGGUCUGUGCAUUGCGACUAUAAUUGCCGCUUGCGUUUUCUGGUGCGUCUAUUCUCAUUACAACAAGCUUGAGAAGCGAUUCCAGGAGAUUGAGGACUUGGCCAAGCAUGAGCAGCUGCACAACACUCUCAACUUCCCCCAGAACGACGAGCAUGUUUACGGCGACCGCAUGGGUGAGGAGGAGAUGGCCGCUGGCCUAGAUAUCAAGCCCAUUGCCUCCGUCGUGGGUGAGGCCAACAACUUCACUCCAUUGGAGGAGGCUAUUAUCACCACGGCGGCAGAGACCAAAUAA